Molecule: messenger RNA, 3575 nt
Organism: Electrophorus electricus (electric eel)
Lineage: Eukaryota; Metazoa; Chordata; Actinopteri; Gymnotiformes; Gymnotidae
Gene: mapkap1
Product: MAPK associated protein 1
Biological process (GO): TORC2 signaling
Cellular component (GO): TORC2 complex; plasma membrane; cytoplasm
Molecular function (GO): phosphatidylinositol-4,5-bisphosphate binding
Source: RefSeq, a predicted model, not a curated record
GCUAGUUCCACGGCUAGCAGUGGUAACAACAGAGGAAACACAUUUUAUUGAAAUUGUAUGACUUUACAAAAGCGGCAGUGAAAUGAGACAUUUUACCUGUAUGGCUGUUCUGGUGGACUUAUUUUUAAAUAACCGCAUUGGGAAUGAAUGAAGGCAAGCACACAUGCUCCACUACAGAAAGGAGAAAACCCCCAAAAGAAGAGGACACCACUGGUGAAGAAGCAUCAGGUUCAAGCAUCAGUGAUUAAGGGCCAGAGUAUCAUAAAAGUGAAUCGGAGAGAGAAAGAAGAGGAAGUGGAGGGUGGGAGGGUGGCUUAAGGAAAGAGUAACAGGAGGUGGCACACAGAAUGGCUUUCCUGGACAAUCCCACCAUCAUAUUAGCCCACAUCCGACAGUCCCAUGUGACCAGUGAUGACUCGGGUAUGUGUGAGAUGGUGCUGAUUGACCAUGAUGUGGAUUUGGAGAAGUGUCACCUGGCUGCAAUGUCUACUGGUGGUGGAUCAGUGGGUGGGUUCUUAGGGGAUGGCAGUGUUAGUGGAGAUGGACAGGCCUGUGACCUCUCUCAGUCCAUGGACAUCACUUCCAGCUGGGACUUUGGCAUCCGUCGGCGUUCCAACACAGCUCAAAGAUUGGAGAGGUUGAGGAAAGAACGACAGAACCAGAUCAAGUGUAAAAACAUUCAGUGGAAAGAAAGGACGACAUCUCAAUCAGCAGAAGAUUUGAGCUCCCUGUUUGAAAAGAAGGAUUUUAAGGAAAGGCCUCAGAGAACAGGGACCAAAUCUACCCUCUCUCUGCGGCUAGAGCAGUGUCCCCAACAACUCAACAAUCCUUUCAAUGAGUACUCCAAAUUUGAUGGAAAGGGCCAUGUAGGGACAACAGCAACCAAAAAAAUCGACGUCUACCUCUCAAUGCAGUCUGCCCAAGAAAAGUUGCAUCCUAUGGUGGUGGUCACAAUGGCCAAUGCACGGGUUUAUGAUCUCAUUGGUCUUAUUUGCUGGCAAUACACUAGCGAGGGCCGUGAACCCAAACUCAAUGAGAAUGUCAACACAUACUGCCUCCACAUAGCUGAGGAUGAUGGGGAGGUGGACACAGAUUUCCCGCCUCUAGAUUCCAACGAGCCCAUCCAUAAGUUUGGCUUCAGCACACUCGCUCUGGUGGAGAAGUACUCUUCUCCAGGACUGGGGCCCAAGCAGUCACUUUUUGUAAGAAUAAAUGCAGCACAUGGCUUCUCCCUUAUUCCAGUGGACAGUCUAAAAGUAACCAUGAAGGACAUUCUACAGAAGGCACUGAAGAAAAGGAAAGGCUCACAGAAGGGCUCAGGUCCCAUGUAUCGUUUGGAGAAGCAGACUGAGCCAAACGUGGCAGUGGAUUUGGACAGUACACUGGAGAGCCAGAGCACACUGGAAUUCUGUCUUGUCCGAGAGAACAGUUCCAGAGGAGAGGAAAGCUCAGAGGAGGACCCACCCAUAGACAUCACUACGGUACAGGACAUGCUGAGCAGUCACCACUACAAAUCCUUUAAGAUCAGCAUGAUCCACAAGCUUCGCUUCACCACCGAUGUUCAACUAGGCAUAUCUGGUGAGAAGGUGGAGAUCGACCCUGUCACCAAUCAAAAGACAAGCACUAAGUUCUGGAUCCGCCAAAAACCCAUCUCCAUAGACUCAGAUUUAUUGUGCGCCUGUGACCUUGUGGAGGAGAAGAGUCCAAGUCAUGCGAUAUUUAAGCUCACAUAUCUUAGCAAUCAUGACUACAAGGCGCUUUACUUUGAAUGUGAUGCUGCUACAGUCAACGAGAUCGUGCUCAAGGUGAACUACAUUCUGGAGUCUCGUGCCAGCACUUCAAGAGCUGACUACUUUGCCCAAAAGCAGCGCAAACUAAGCCGGCGUACCAGCUUCAGCUUCCAGAAGGACAAGAAGUCAGGCCAGUAGGAUGUGUAGCUAAACACCUGACUGAGUUCGUCUGACCCAAGCUGAGAGAAAAAGAGAAUAAGGGGGAGCCUUGUUAAACAGAAGCCCAGAUAAAUACAGUAAUUAAUUGCAACAGGUAGAACCAGAGAAGACUGAGAUAUUAGAAGGAAGUCAAAUUAAGAAGUGAAAUAAGAAAACCAAACCAUGAUGGUAGAGGAAAGUAGCAGAGAAGUGAAGAUGAAUAUGGAAGGGGAGUUAAGGCAGAUGUGUCUUGAUUUUCCCAGUGGUAGAAUCAGCUUCCGAGGGUCUGUAUACUGAUGGACUGUCAUUUCUCAGCCAUAUCAGAGCUCUGAUGCUCUCUGCUGUUAUUCAAGAAUGUAUAAGAAGAAAAAAAUUUAAGCCACGGUAAUCACCCAGACUGAACAUGCAUUAUCAUCAGUCUCUGAUUCUGAAGCACAGCACAGGACAGAGAAGCUGCUGUUUAUAUAUAUAUAUAUUAUCUCCACUGCCUACAAGUGAACUGUACAUACAGGAGUACCAAAUUUACACAGGUGGACAUAAGGACUUUGGAGUUGCAAAGAGCAAGUAAAUUUGUAUUAGUUACAUGUAUGAAAUAUAUUAAUGUAAGUAAACAGUGCUGGGACAUUGAUGUUUAAAGGGAAAAUCCUUGCAUUUCAAGCAAUUACAUUCAGGGUCAUAUUUAGAAAAAAAACCCUCUGGCCAUAGAACUUCAGUGCCUGGUACUGUUCAAUUGGACAAAGUUGCAUUCUUACAAAGUGUGAGGAUUUAAAAAUAUGAAUUCAAAUCAAGGCAUAUUUGCUUGUAAGGUUGGGCAGGAACCGUAAACCUCUCUUCUUAUCUGAAAUAACAUUCAGCUGGUAGGUUAUAUAAAUAGCAGAUUUUUUAAAGAUCAAGCAAAUUAAGUUAUUAUCUUUACUUUGUACUGUGAUCUGGGUUUUUUUGUUUGUUUGUUUUUUUGUUUCCUCCUCUGCAUCUGUAUCUAUGGACUGACUGUAAUAUACUGAACCACACACUGUCUGUCAGGUUGAUCAGAGCAUUUUGUUCCGACUGUCCUUUUAGGCUGAAACUAUGGAAUGUAUGACUUUUUUUUUUUUUUCCUCCCAUAACAAUGAAAAUAAUAAUGAUAAUAUUAUACAUUAUACACUCUAGGUUCAUUUCACUUGCAUGUUUAUAAGGGUUUCUUUCUAUGCCCAGCCCAUUUUGCCUUCUUUUAAACAUGGAGUCAAACUCUCACAAUGUACCCCAUCUCUGAAAGCUGCUGUCAUAAACUGGAUUCAGGGUGUUUGUUCAGAUCCAAAACUCAUGUUUCAACUCAGGUUUCUGACUGCCGUUUUGUGUUGACUGGUCUAAGUUUUUGUUUUAAUUUUUUUUUUUUUCUGUAUGUUGGAAACAAAAAAGCGAAUGCUCUUCCAUGCAGCAACAGUGCUGAUGGAUGAACUGAAAGUGUUUCCAUGAUGGGAAGAACUGCUGCAUAAAGACAUUUCAAAUAAAACUUUAUUUAUAAGUGGUAAAGUUUUGAUGACCAGGUUAUCAUGUGACAAAUGAAAUUAACAUGAUUUGCUACAGUAUCAUAUACAUACUGUAUAAGUAUACAGUAGAUUUUCUAAUUAAAGACUGAACUAAAGUACCAGUAUUCUGUUUUGGCAA